CGGCGACGGUGCGACGCGAACUCUUCGCCCUCAGUCGGUACUUGUGGAGCGGUGGUGCGCGAUGAGUUGGGGAGCAGCCAUGUCUUCUCCAAGGGCGAACGUCAUCGUUGGGCUACUGCUAGUCGUCGCCGUAGCGCUUCUGCUGCCCAAGACGGAAGCAGGAAGUGGAUUUGUGGCAGAUGAAGAACAGCACCUCAACUUGCUGAGACCACACAGGAACGGUCCACUUCCCCACCGUGUCGCAAGGGAUGUCACUGGACUCAUCCGUGGUGUCCGGUGGUCUCCUAUCGGAGGCAGAUCUGCUCGGUCUCCUCUACCGGCGGUCAAGACAGCGACCAAGGCGACCGCACCGGUUACAUUGCCAGCGCUCACCAAGAGAGCGCACAACGUCGGCUCGGGCCCCAUCGUGCUCAAGAGCAAGAAGAAGAUCUUCAUCCCUAAGUUCACUUACGAUGGUGCUGGUCCCGACGUGUACUUCUUGGUGGGCAAGGGAGCCAAGGUCAGCCACAAGGGAGCCACCAAGAUCCCCACUCCAAGCGGAGAAACAAAGAUUAAGAAGGGCUACACUGGCCAGGACGUGACACUGACGCUUCCAGGAAGCCUGACAUUCAACGACGUCGACUGGUUCGCCGUUUAUUGCAUCACCUACGAGGAGAACUUCGGUGACGUGCGCAUACCGAAGAACCUCAACCUACCUGCCGCCUGAGCAGGAAUUCGUGUAAAAUGGACGCGUUCCAAAAACUCCAUUAGCUUUGUACACAGCUGGACAUUCUGGCCUGCAGAGAAAUAUGAGGCUCUCUUACACACGUAAACUAAAGGGCGUGUGUGAUUUGCCACACAUCUUGAAAGUUAACAGUCGUGCAAGUGAACGCGGUACCUGUGCUUUACGACAUAGCCACAGGGCAAGUGAUAGUGUAUGGUUUCUGAACAUGUGGGAAAAACAUUCAUAGGGUCUGAAGAGAGUCUCACCUUUUUCCAGAACUCGGCGCAUGUGUAAGCUAUUAUGUGGAACACACGUGCCUCACUAAGUGCUGCAAGCGGAAAUGAUUUUCGGCUCAGCGUUACGAGUGACUCUCUUUACACACCUAUUACACACAGAACGGAGUGAAUGUUAAAAGAAGUACCACCACGGUUGCCUUUGCAAGCUACAAAUUGUGGCGUGCCGCUCAGCCUCAUAUUUCGCCUUUUCAUUUCAAAUAAACUGAUAACAGUGUAGUCAUCCGCGUCAACAACAUUUUUACGUCACUAGGAAGUUAUUCUUGGGCCUGUUGAAGUCACAUUGCGUGUCUUCAACGUUUUUGCGGCGCUCGCCCUAGCUCCUUGCAUUAUGGUCUUGAUCAGAAAUGAUACACCAAGACGGCGCUUUCACCAAUAAAUGCGUAAAACUCGA
Molecule: messenger RNA, 1390 nt
Organism: Rhipicephalus sanguineus (brown dog tick)
Lineage: Eukaryota; Metazoa; Arthropoda; Arachnida; Ixodida; Ixodidae
Product: protein Skeletor, isoforms B/C
Exons: 6
Coding region: 62-706 (214 amino acids)
Source: RefSeq, a predicted model, not a curated record